AUGUUGGGUUUGGGAGUUGGAAUGGAGCUUGGUUCCUCCAUGUGGAUGGUCCUUUUGUGCAGCGUUUGUGCUCUUGUGGCCCUCAAAUGGCUUCUGCAGAAUGCAAAUUCCUGGUUAUAUGAAACCCCGCUGGGUGAAAAGCAGUACUCUCUCCCUCCUGGUGACUUGGGCUGGCCUUUCAUUGGCAACAUGUGGUCCUUCCUCAAAGCUUUCAAGUCCUCCAACCCUGAAACCUUUGUCAACUCCCUUGUUUCCAGGUUUGGGCGUACUGGAAUCUACAAGGUCUUCAUGUUUGGGAGCCCAAGUGUCAUCGUUACAACGCCGGAAUCAAGUAAAAGAGUUUUGACAGAUGAUGAUGCAUUUAAACCCGGCUGGCCUCUUUCCACAUUGGAACUAAUUGGAAAGAACUCAUUCAUCGGUAUAUCUUAUGAAGAACACAAACGUCUAAGAAGGCUAACAGCUGCUCCAGUAAAUGGUCAUGAAGCAUUGUCCAUGUACAUGAAGUAUAUUGAAGACAUGGUCGUAACAUCUUUGGAGAAAUGGUCCAAAAUGGGAGAAAUAGAGUUCUUAACUCAACUCAGAAAGCUUACUUUUAGGAUUAUCAUGUACAUCUUUCUGAGCUCAGAGAGCGAGCCAGUCAUGGAUGCUCUGGAGAGGGAAUAUACAAUUCUUAACUAUGGAGUUAGAGCCAUGGCAAUCAAUCUUCCGGGAUUUGCAUAUCAUAAAGCACUUAAGGCUCGGAAAAAUCUUGUCUCUACAUUUCAAUCCAUUGUGGACGAGCGAAGAGCUCAAAGGAAGUCCGGAAACUACAUGCCAAAGAAGAAAGAUAUGAUGGAUGCUCUGCUAGAUGUUGUGGAUGACGAUGGAAGAAAACUUACAGAUUCGGAAAUUAUAGAUGUUCUGUUAAUGUACUUAAAUGCAGGCCAUGAAUCUUCUGGACAUAUAAUAAUGUGGGCUACCAUUUUCCUACAAAAACACCCAGAAUAUUUCCAGAAAGCUAAGGUAGAGCAAGAAGAGAUUUUAAAAAGGCGGCCACCAACACAGAAGGGCUUGACGCUUAAGGAAUAUCGAGAAAUGGUCUAUCUUUCCAAUGUGAUUGAUGAAACUCUUCGUGUCGUAACAUUCUCACUUACCGUUUUUUCGAGAGGCAAAGAAAGAUGUUAUAGCAUUCCUAAGGGCUGGAAAGUUUUGGUCUGGUUCAGGAGCAUUCACUAUGAUUCUGAAAUAUAUCCAAAUCCAAUGGAAUUCAACCCUUUUCGAUGGGAUAACUACACACCCAAACCAUUAACUUUUCUUCCCUUUGGAGCUGGAAGCCGGCUGUGCCCCGGAAAUGAUCUUGCUAAGCUGGAAAUCGCUAUCUUCCUUCACCAUUUCCUCCUUAACUAUAAGAUGGAACCUACUAAUCCGGACGGCCCAUUGAUGUACUUGCCACACACUAGGCCAAAAGACAAUUGCUUGGCAAGAAUCAAGAAAACUGGAUCUGCAUAG
Molecule: messenger RNA, 1488 nt
Organism: Prunus armeniaca (apricot)
Lineage: Eukaryota; Viridiplantae; Streptophyta; Magnoliopsida; Rosales; Rosaceae
Source: the annotation of a GenBank genome assembly